CUCCUUCAUGCAGCAUGGCCCAUCUCGUGUUUGUGCCUUCUAUCCUUUCUAACACGUUCGCAAGGAAUGGCACGGGAGGUUGCUUGAUACAACUACAGCUGUUAUCAUCGAACUGGGCUCACUUGUGAAUCAACAUGGUGUGGCUUAUUUGAACGGGCUCGCAAACUUGGAGUAGUGAGAAAGCCAGUGUUACUAUCCUCUGGCACCCAGCUUGCCUCUCGAACCGGCGAUUCUGCAUACAGGCGCCUGCCUGUCGAUUGGGUCUACCCUUUAUCGACGAAGAGCUUAGUCGAUAGCGCUCGAGCUUCGUGUAAUCGUUAGCACUCUGCACCAUCGCUGCGCCGCGCUCGGAGACCCAACUCGGCGAGCGACAUCACCUUAACGACAUUUCAGACGGCCCCGUAUUGCAUUGCGCAAGAGACGCAUAGGGAACAGGUACAUCCACCCGGACCAUCUCCACCGUUCCUCGUCUCUGCAAGUUAAUUUGUCGCGAUGAGCAGCAUGAGCAACAAAAGCAAUCAAAGCGGUGCCGCAGCCGGUGCUUCCAGGCAUCCCGCGACUCCACAACACGUCUCGUCCCAAGCCCCUGCGACAGCAGCAGCCGCAGGGCCUGACGAGCAGAUGUCGCUCAGCUCUACCCCCACGCAAUCUCAGGUCCUCCCGUCUGGCUCGACACUCAGCGCUCAGUCCAGCGCCAGCAUGAUCGGCGGCGCUGGUGCUAGCGGCGCUAUCCAUGGAGGAACCGGGACGCUCAAGGCACCUCACAACGUCAAUACCUCCUUCGUUGGCAGCAGCAAUCCGUCCUCGCAGUCCCAGUCGGUCGAGGCAAGUCCCGUUGCGGAAAAACCUAGAAGCGCGCCGCCGUUCCAGCAGCAGCAGCAACACCGCGCCGAGCUCUCGUCGGCUAGUAUGAGCGCCAACAGUACCGCCGAUGGAAGCCAGCAAAGUACCAUUAGCAGCAGUGUUCUUCCGCGCUCUGCCGGUUACGCGCAGCGUGCAAGCACCAUCCGUCAACCACAGCCGCAAUCAUCACAGCAGCAGCAACAACGAGCGUACUCCCUCGCCGGUGCCCCAUCCGACUUUGAGACUAUAUCGGGCAUGUCGGCGUCGUCCGAGUUCGACUCGGGUGACGAGGAUGCCGAUCUUGAGGACGCGCGCAGCGUGUCGGCCGGCACUUCGCGAGCAGGAGGUGGUGGAGUAGGAGGGCGAUCUGUCGGCGGGGGUGCCGGAGCUGCGGGUGCGCCUGCUAGCAGCAGGCCGGGGAGACCCUUGGCGAAGAAUUUUGGCCAAUCUUACAAUGUAGCGGGGGGAGUGCGCAGUGGCAGCGUAUCCGGCUUGACGACUGGCGGCGGUAGCGGCGGAGGAGCCGCUGCUCCUGCUGCUUCUACUACUGCUAGUCGUCGUGCCUCUGCAGCCGCUAACCAGCGGAGAGACGUCAGCAGAAAGUAUCGUCAGUACAACAACCACGGCCACAACGACGAUGAUGAUGACCGCUUCGGCCCGCUCGACGUCGAGGACGACGAGGUGCACCCGCGCGACCUCGGCGAGGAGCUAGUCAAGCGACGUAUGAAGGCGCGGCAGCGUGAAAAGGCGCUGAAGAAGAAAAAGAAGGCGGAGGAGGAAGAGCAGCAGCUGUUAGCUAAACAUCGAGCAUCUGUACAACUGCAGCAAGGCGGAGCGCAGUGCAUGCCGCCCAGCAGCCCGCUCCUCGCGAACCGCUCGUCAACGGGAACUUUCCCUUCCUCUGCGCCGCUCUCACCGGGAGGCGGCGCAACUGCUUCGACCGCAGCCCUCGAACGUGAAGGCAGGCCGAUGCACAUCAGCAUACCCAGCAGCAUCGCGCACUCGGACGCCAUGUCCAGCUCGGGCGUGGGUGCCUUGCUCUCGCCUGGCUCGCAGGCGCAAAUCAGCCCCGGCGCCAUUCGCAGCGUCUCUGCGGCGGCGGCUGUUCCGGCGUACAAUGUCUACCCCAGUCCACACGGACACAUACGCCGGCCUGGCUCGAUCCAGAACCUCGCCUCGGCGUACCCGCAAGGUGGAUACCCCCUCGGUGGCAGCGCUGGUGCCAGCGGUGCCGGUAGUAGAAAUAGCGGUACGAGCUACAGCGCACAGAGCAGUGCACACCAGUUGCAAGCGCACUCGAUCGCGCACUCGCACUCCCGGUCCGCCUCUUCCAGUCAUGGAGGCACAGUCGUUCUUGGCAGCGGCAGUGGACGCACCGGCAAUGUCGUGGGCGGCGGGCAGCAUUCCGAAGCCGGCGGUUCCACCUCGAUGCAUGAUGUCUUUUCCGACGACGGGCGUACUCAUUCUGAGCUCCGCAACGCGUUUAGCGAGCAGCAGGGACAUCAUACGUCGUACUACGGCGGCGAGGCCGAGGAGGACUACUUUGAUGAGCGCCGCGACGCGCUCGCUGGGUUGGCGCACGAGCGCAGUGUCCGAGGCGAUGGGCUACGCGCUGCUGACUUGACGCUUGAGGGCGAUGUCGAUGCUGGUAGUGAGUACGACAACCCGCACCAUCCGGUCCUCUUCGACGACGGCGUCGAUGAUGGCGAGAGUCCGAUCCAAGGCGGAGAGGGGCACAGCAGCGGCGACGGCGAAGACACCAGGUCUGGAGGCGGGGACGAGGAUAUCAACCCGGACGACGUCGAGUACACUUUGAAAGAUCGUCAGGACGCCAUCAACAUUGAGCAUCCCUUUGGUCUGCCGAUCUGGAAGCCGGCGCUGUACAAGAAGAGCCGCAGCGUGACGCGCAAUGCCGAGACAGCACUUCACUCAAUGCCGAGUGCCGCCGCCGAGCGCCACCUGCUCCCCGGCAACAUCCUUUGGACCGUCCUGUUCGGCAGCUGGCUCAGCAUCCUAUCCUUCAUGCUCAGCAUCUUCCUCAACUUUAUUCCCAAUGGGGGUAGCAAGUAUGCACGUGUGCUCUGGGAGCUGGGCAGCUACAUCUUCUGGCCGUUCGGCAAGUAUGUCGAGGUCGAGCUCUCGACGCUGAGCGGCCAGCACGACUCAUAUGUUGGCGCCAUACCGGCGGGCAUCGGUGGGUUCCACGGCGACAGCGGUGCGUUUGACGCGAUGACGACGGCUGGCAACACCGGCUACACCCCGGAACCCGCUGAUGCCGAUUGCGAUGGCACGUACGAAAACGCUUUUACUCCCGUCGCCGCGCGUUUCCCGCACGACCACACGCAUCAGGUCCCGUUUAACAGCCGCCCGGAGCGUGCGCGGAGCCAGCCACCGCAAGAACAGCCGGCCGAGAGCGGCUCCUCCAACUCGAACGAGGGCCGGCACUCUACGCCGCGCCAGUCGGAAGGCGAGUCGAGCAACACUUCGCACACCGCGACGCAGGCGCUGGACGAAAGCACGCCGCUGGUGCUCGUCAAGGGUAAAGGCAACGCUGCUGGCUAUGGCACCAUUGAGGAUGGAGUGGCCUCAUCCGGAGCACUCGAAGACGAGGCGGCCCGUAUCGCUCGAGAGCAAGAUGUCUAUGGAUAUGUCUAUGAUGACGCUGGAAACGACGUUUUUGCUCGCCAGCGCUACCUCGGACGCAUCGCUUACGGCAUCGCCUAUUGGCUGCUCGUCGCGCCACUCAUGGGUGCUGUCUGCUUGCUCUGCUGGGGCGGCGUCUUCAGCGUGCCGAUGGGUAAGCUGACGUGGGUGCUCCUCAAGAAUCUCGCUGCGCAGCCCCUUGCGCUGCACUUCCGCAGUGCACUGUUCAACACUACCGCUGCCAAGGUCAACGAGCAAGGCGACGUCGAUGAGGAAGGUCCUGAUCUCUCGGGGGACCGCAAGAAGGCCGCGCUGCGUCUGCUGCAGCCUCUCAGGCCCGGCCAGCUGGCACCCCGCAGCAAGUCUUUUACCGGCACGGGUGCUGCACACCGGCGCAGCAAGAUCCUACUCUGCACGUACCGCGCUGUCGGUGCACAGUACUACAAGUACACGGUUGGCGGCGUCAACAUCCUCUUUGUCAACACCAUCCCGCUUGUUUUCUUCACCAUCUUCGACUUUUUCUUCCUCGAACCGUACGUCGAGCACCACCAUGCUACCGGCCUGCUCGCACUGAUUGCGAGCCAGGGCGUCAUCUUCAUGAUGGCGCUUGGAAGCGUCAUUCCGCUCUCGUACUUCAUCGGCAUGGCGGUCGCAUCUAUCUCGGCCCAGUCAUCAAUCGGCAUGGGUGCAGUGAUCAACGCCACGUUCGGGUCUAUCAUCGAGAUCAUCCUCUAUAGCAUCGCCCUCACCCAAAACAAAGCCAAGCUUGUGGAAGGGUCAAUCAUUGGGUCCAUCCUUGCGGGCGUCUUGCUCAUGCCGGGCCUCUCUAUGUGCUCUGGCGCAACAAGGAGAAAGGAGCAGCGUUUCAAUGCCCGCUCAGCUGGUGUCACUAGCACGAUGCUCAUUAUGGCAAUCAUUGGUAUCUUGACGCCCACGCUCUUCUACCAGAUUUACGGCACUUUCCAGUUGACUUGCGAAGGCUGUCCUCAGGACAGAGCUGCAGGAGAGACGUGGACCUGCAGGAGAUGCUUCUAUGAGCACGUUCCGCCGGCAACGGACCCAUUCUUCCAGUCUAGCGUCAAGGGCUUGAUUUACACGUGCACUGUCAUUCUCGUGCUCUCGUAUGCUAUCGGCCUUUGGUUUAGUCUACGCACACAUGCGUCGCAGAUCUGGCAGAAUCCGCAGCCGCAACAUCACUCGCACACUUCAGCUGCCAAUGCGGUUCCAGCACCGAUCAUGGGCGCUUCCGACAUGGUCAACCUUCCGUCAGCACAGCGUUCGAGUAUAUACAAGCGCAUCAUCCCUGCCAGCGUCUACCAGCAGUUGCUGCCAACCUCGCAGCGGCCGCGCAGCCAGAGCAGCCAAGGCGCUACGAUCAAAAGCGCAAGCGGUGGACGUCGCGCCUCGACUGCUGCUGAUGGCAACCACCCGUCGUCGCUCCAUCUUCCUGAGCGCUUCAGCGAGGAGGACUAUGCGCGUGCUGUUGCCCUGACAGCAAGCGCAUUCCAAAGCGCCAUGGAUCAGCAGCAGCAGCCACCGCAGUCUGUCAAUCAGGCCAUGCCCCGUAGUGCCGCGUUGCCACGCCAGUCGAUGCACGAGGCGGAGGAAGACGAGGGUGGCAAUGGUGGACAUGACGCCCCGUCAUGGUCUAGGCAGACAUCCGUCUCUGUGCUGCUCGCAUGCACGGUGCUGUACGCCAUCAUUGCCGAGGUUCUCGUCGACGUGGUGGAUGUUGUCCUCGACGGUUCUGGGAUCGACGAAAAGUUCCUUGGCAUCACGCUUUUUGCGUUGGUGCCGAAUACGACCGAGUUUAUGAACGCCAUGUCCUUCGCCAUCAAUGGUAACAUUGCCCUAUCCAUGGAGAUCGGAAGUGCCUAUGCGCUGCAAGUUUGCCUGAUUCAGAUUCCCGCCAUGGUCAUCUUCAGUGGCUACUACAAUGCGACGCGCGACUUCCCUGACAGCGCCAUCCACCGCACGUUCACGCUUAUCUUCCCUCGAUGGGAUGUGAUCGCGAUCAUCUUCUCCGUCUUCCUGCUGACAUACACGUACAUCGAGGCGCGUAGCAACUAUUACCGAGGAAGCAUCUGUGUCCUGUCUUACUUGGUACUUGUUGCCGGCUUCUUUUACGCGCCGGCGACUGGAGACCUCGAAAUGCCGCCCGAGACGCCCAACGUGCUCAGCUUCAUGAGCUUCAACGUCGCAAGUGGAGCGUUCGGCGCAGCACCGACCCCAUCUUCACUCGCCGGAAAUUCCGCUUUUGGCGGCCUUAAGCAAUACACUGAGGUUCCGACACUGCACGGCCUUGCCUGGCUCGGCGCGCUUUUUGAUAGCCUGUUCGCGCGCUAGAGCUGCAGAUGCUAUAGCAACAAAGCAUAAAUCUCACCAUCCGAAACCAAUAACGACACAGAAAGCAUACAAAGAUCAGCGCGUUCUUUCCCUUUAGAAACCUGCUCAUGUUAUGCCAUAUCACUUACGAUAUUUGAAUACCUUUCAUGACCAGCCUCUGUACGUGCAACUAUGUGUGCGUGUCGCGCAUAUCAGCGCUAAGCGGCGUC
Messenger RNA from Tilletiaria anomala UBC 951, 6041 nucleotides. RefSeq lists its product as uncharacterized. Gene Ontology annotation, cellular component: membrane; endomembrane system. Lineage: Eukaryota; Fungi; Basidiomycota; Exobasidiomycetes; Georgefischeriales; Tilletiariaceae. Gene Ontology annotation, molecular function: calcium:proton antiporter activity. Gene Ontology annotation, biological process: intracellular calcium ion homeostasis; calcium ion transmembrane transport. The coding region runs from base 493 to 5832 and encodes 1779 amino acids. The record is from RefSeq and is a predicted model, not a curated record. The transcript has 4 exons.